Messenger RNA from Eimeria mitis, 7095 nucleotides. RefSeq lists its product as uncharacterized. Gene Ontology annotation, cellular component: nucleus. NCBI's taxonomy places the organism in Eukaryota, Apicomplexa, Conoidasida, Eucoccidiorida, Eimeriidae. The record is from RefSeq and is a predicted model, not a curated record.
AUGCAGCAAAAGCGCACGUGGCAGGUGGAGAGUUACAACAAUGCGUGUUCUGCAGUCAAGGAAAGUCGAACAGAUGCUCGAUUGGCCUCUUUUGGGGGCGUUGCUUGCGGCGAUCAACCUGCGGCGAUCGCCCCCUCUAGUCCCAUGGCUUUUGGUGCAUCAGGAGACUGCAGCCUGCAGCAGCUGCCUUCGGACGAAGCCCAUGAAACACUUGCAGAAGCUGUGGAGACAAGACGCGUGCCUUUGGAUGUAUUUUCUUCAGACCGUGGCGCAUCUGCUGCUGCAGCUGCGUGUGCCGUUUCCUCAGCAGCUGCUGCUGCAGCUGCUGAGGAAACGGCACACGCCUCGCGCUUAAAGCAACAACAAUGCGCGGCAACAGCAAAUUCCAACGCAGCAGCACCACAGGAAGACGUUGCACAAAACGAUACUAGAUACUCUGCAGAAGGAGGCCGUUCACUCUUGGUAGAUUUGUUGCUGUGUCUCUGCAGCCCGAGCCAAGUCGAGCCGACAGUAGCAACCAGGGAGCCUCAAGCCGAUGCAGCAGCAGCAGCAGCAAAUGCAGCUGGCUCAUCUGUUGGCCGCAUUGUGGAGUGCGUGGAAGUAGCGGAUCCACAGCACCCUUUAAGGCUCGGAACGCCAUGCAACGAAACUGCUUACGCUAGUCGACUCCGCGAGGGCUCCCAACCUAUCCCUGCAUCUCACAAGGUGCCAGUGGUGUUGGGCCAAAUUUCUGGGCGGGUGGAGCUGAGCUCAAGGGUGGCCUUUGAGGACCGGUAUUCAGCUCGUUUUGGGCUCUCUUUCGCGCCUGAGGCGAUCGUUUCACAACGGGAGGCGGAGUUUCAGCUCCUGCAUCAGCAGUGCGACACUUCGAGGUCCCUCGGCUUGAUGCCCCCACACCCCUCGCUUUUCAACAAAACUGCGAGCAGUAUUGCCGUCAACGCCGGCGACUUUCUCUUCGCUGAUUUGGGCCCCCGACUCUUCACGCGACUGAGACAGCGCCUUUGGCACCAGGCGGCGUUGCGACUUGUUGAAGCAGGGCCUCGUGCAGCCCACCACAUAAGGGAAGCGAGUUGCAUGCAGUGUGGCCUAGAGGCCGUUCAGGGAGAGGACCUUUCUGCGUCCCUUUAUGCGCGCACCAACAAAGCCCAGGCCCAUCAGGAACACCAGCAACUGAAGCCGCAGCAGCAACAACUUGAGCAACGUCAGCAAGUAGAUCAGCUACUGCACCAACUAAAUAGCAGUGAAAGUCCUCAGCUUGAAAACCGAACUGAGCAUCACCCGACGACUUGGCCAAUACUCUCGGCUUUUGAUGCUGCCUCGGGCGUCUCUGCAUUUACCUCCUCCGAUUGUUUAGCCGCAUUUCUGCUCUCUGUCCUCGCAUGCGGUGAUACACCAAACGGCCCAUUUUCGGCAGCAGCCGCUGCUGCCGCUACUGCUGCUGCCGGUGGGAAAGCGAGGUUUCCGGGUGAAGGCAUCACGAAUAAAACAACUCUCAACAGCCCAAGCGCUGAUGGCUCUCCUGUGCGGUUGUCCUAUGUCAGUCAACAGCGGAGAGCAGCGCAGUUGGCUGGGCUGGAUGAGGAGGACUUUGAUGCCCUGGCUGCGGCCUUGCGACCCUGUGCCAACUGUUACAGAAGCGUCGUGCUGCAACAGCACCAUCGAUGCCUGCAGCAGCUCCAGCAGCUGAAGCAGCAGCUCGUCCGGCAGUUGAAAUGGCUCAGGACGUCUAUGGAGCGCCAGCAGCAGCAUCACAUGAACGAGCAAGCAACUUUCAUUAGAGAGAGGCUUUCACUUCAGCAGGCAGCCAGCUCUUUCUCGCCUCUCCCGACGAGGCAACUGCAGCAGCUGCUGCAGCAGCAAAAGUACGACAGGGAGAAAGUCUACCGGGAGCAGCAGCGACUGCAGCAGCUGCAUGAUCUGCUUGCCUUAAUAUUAUGUACGCUGGAAAAACCAAAAAUGUGCCAAGGCAAGGCAGCAGGAGAGAUGCAUUUGCUGCCGAAGCAGCAGCAACCGCAGCACACGGGACAGACCCAGCUGGCUGAACCCCAUCAGCAAGUGCUGCAGAUGAUGCAGAAAUCGCUUCAAGCUGCAGACGUCCAGAGAACAUGCAGCCCUUCACUGCUGCAUCGGUUGGUACAGGAGAUUCAAGAAGGUGCGUUGUCUGCUGAGAACAGUAGCGCGAGAAACGGCAACAGCACCAGCAUCACCAACGCGACUGCGGCCUCCUCGACGUCGGAGAGCACAAGCCUGCCACUGCUGUCUCUCUCAGACCCUGUAUCCAACGCUGCGGGCCAAGUGGAAGCAACAGCAGGUGCAGCGAUUGCAGGCAGCAGCAGAUGGCUUGCUGCGUUGGCUCAGCAAGCACCUCCCGCCGCAUUUGUUGCUGCUUCGGCUUUUGCAGGGAGCAGCCUCUCAGCGGGUUUAGCCCUAGCUUCUCUGAGGUGCCGUCUCCUUUCAGGACAUGCUGCAGGAGCAUCGGAAGGCCUUCAUUCCGCUGCUGCACAAUCAGCCAAGACUUGGGGACAGAUCAGCCAAGUGCUGCUGAGAGCGUGCGGCAGGCGUCACCAACUGCUGCGAGCUGCCUCAGCCCUGCUUCAGAGGGAGCCGCAGCUCCUUUCCUCCCUGCAGGACAGCUCAGAAGGCAGCCCCUCUCUCCCCGUAACUGGCCAAGCAGAACAGCAGCAACAACAAAAGAAAGAACAUUUUCAGCCUUAUCAGCCGGAGGAAAUGCAGCCCCAGCAGCAGCAGCAGCAGCAAAUGCAAGGACAGCAGAUGCAGCAGCAGCCGUGCGGCAGCAAUGGAGAUAUCGACUCCUCUAGCCAGUACGUUUCAGUGGGAACACAGCCGCAGAGGAUAGUGCAAUCGCGCAUGCAGCAGCAGCAGGUCCUACACCUUCAGGGGCAGCAGCAACACUUGCUGCAGUACGAGCAGCAGCUCUUUCAAGUAGCGCUACAGGCGAACCAGCGGCUGGAACAGCCCCUGCAGAAACUACCCUUGCAGAAUCCAGCACUGCAAAUGCAGAAUUUGCAGCAAGGAGUCUCGGAACAGAACCUACAGCAGCAGGCAAUGCAGUGGGGGAAGCAGCAUACGCUCCCCCACCUUCAGCCUUCCCAGCUUCAACCGCUACAACUGCACCAGCAACUGCAGCAACGGGUACCUCUACCACUCCAUGUCCCGGCUCUGUAUCCCGUCCUAUUGCCUCAGCAUAUGCAGCAGCAGCAGCACCAGCACUUGCAGCAACAACGAUUGCAGCGUCUGGAGCAGGCGCAUCUCCAGCCGUUACAACAGCAGCAACUGCAGCAUUUACAUCACCUGCAGAAAGUACAGCUGCGGCAGCAGCCUGACCUCGGAAUCGCUAACGAAACAUCCCAGGGAGCAGGGGAAUUCAGGGGGGCUCUUGAAGAAGGCCAGAUGCACCAAACGCAGCUGCAGCAGCAGCUGCAGUUACAGCAGCAGCUGCACGCACAGCAACAACUGCUGCAUGUGCAACAACUGCACCUGCAGCAAGAUCUACGGCUUCAAGGUUUUCAAGAGCAAUCGACGCAGCAACUGAGACAGCAGCAACACGAAAUGCAGCAAACUGAGCUGCGGCAGAGAUACUUGCAGCAGAAGGAGUCGCAGCAGAAAGAGCCUCUCCGACAACAUCUGGACCAGUGCGCAGUGCAUGAGCAGUGCCUGCAGCACGAUGCGACUCGCAUACAGCACGAACAAGAGGAGUCUCAGCAGCAAGAACCGGAUGAGAAGCAGCGUCGUCGCUACAGCCAGAGGCAGCAGAGGCAGAGAUGGCAGCUGCUGCAACAGCGGAGCCUCAGGCGCGAAAGAGUGCGUUACGGGAGCAGGAGCUUCGUUGACAGGAUGCUGAAGAAGCGGAACUUUGUGUCUGCUGGUGUUGUUGAGGAUCGUUCUGCUAAAGAGACCACCCGAUGCAAAGCAAGCCCGGAAGUGGAAGAGAGAAGUGAGCCCGGGGCCGCAGCAGCAGCAGAAACAGCAAUUUGCGCUAGUCUAGCUGCUUCGGAACCUGAAGCAAUAGAUGAUGCUGCAGCAACAGUUCUAAAUGGGCUGACUGAAGCACAGGAGCGGCAAAGCCUAGCGAAGCAGAGGCUGAAGGAAGCGAGGAGGAUGCGAGCGUUGAGGUGUAUGUUGGCCCAGAAAUCCGAGAACCAUGCAGCGACGAUUGUCGCCACUGCUGCACGGACGCCUCAUGGCGUCGCUGCUGUUUUCCGCAGUAGGGUAUCCGGAUUGAAAGCCAACAAGGAAACGGCAGUAGCCCGGGCUCGGUCUGUUGUUGCUGCCUCGAGACAAAGGGCGGCAGCAGCUGUUGCCGCAGAAGAAACUGCGGUGCAGGAGCUGGCUGCCGCGAAUGCCGCGGUUACAGCAGCGGAGGCAGGUGCAACGGCAGCAACAGCAGCAGAAGCUGACGAGAAAGCCUGGUCACUGACCAUUUCUCCUGCACGCAGCAAAGAGCUGCUGCAGAGCGAAAGCCCCUCAACGCAGUGUAGAUCCCACAAGGCAGCAGAUUCCGCAGCAGCAGUCGAAACUGCGGGAGCACCAGAUAUUGAGAUCGAUGAAAUGCAGGGGGUCACUGGGACUGCAGCAAUUCAACGAGAAACAGGAGGUCCAGCAGCGGCAACUUCGCCGACCGCAGGAUCCGCGCUGAACCGGGGAUAUGGCAUGGAGGCAAAAGCAGCAAUACUACAGGAGGCAGACGCACCAGUGUCCGUCCGAAUGCUAACAGAUACGCAAAGACAAUCAGCAGUAUCAGACGAAAGUAAUGCUACUACAUCACUUGACGCAAAGAUCGCAACGGCAUCAGCUGAAGCUGAAGGUGCUGCCGCUGCCGCUGCUGCGCUGCUAGAUAGUGCCAUUUCAGCGCCGGAAGUCGCAGCAGCAGCUGCUGCUGCAGCAACAACCAAUGUACUGCUCCUGUCUUCAAGUGUUCAUCCAGAGUCAUCAGCGAAUCCAGAGUUUGGAGGAGGAUCUGACGGGCUGCUUGUAGCGGCAGCAGCAGCAGCAGCAGCGAUGGCAGCAAGGAAUGCUAGGAGAAGACUGCCCGUAAGGCUGACAAAUAGGCGGCGGCGCAUAUUUGCAUACUGCUGCCGGGAAACUCUAGGCGAGGCCUGUACCUGCACCCUUUGCAGCAACUGCAAAAAGGAAUCCGUUGCAAAGCCUGCAGCAGCUGCCGCCUCUGGUACAGCUGCAGCUCCUGCUGCGGCUGCACUGGCGACACGCUGCAACAAGAGGGACGAGGGGCUUCAGCAGUCGCAGCAGAUUCAGAUAUCUCUCAGACCAAGGCGAGGAAGAAGUGCUGCUGCUGCCGCCGUGGAUGCAGCGUCCAGCAGCAGCAGCAGCAGCGGCAGCAGUAGAAGGAAACUGCGAAUAGGGAGGGGCAUCCGAACGAGGGAGAGAAGACGCAACGGAAACUUCUCUUCUCCUAGCAAUGACGAAUGCAGCAGUGUCAGCGUAUACUGCAGUAGCGGAAGUGAUUGGGAAGGCUCCAUCAAUCGGCGGAAGAGCCAGCCACAAUGCAGAAGGCAACAGGCUGCAUCACUAGCUGCAUCAGCUGCUGCACCAGCUGCUGCUGCAGCAGCUUUGUGUCGGGCUGAAGCAGUUACUAUCAGCGGUAGAACAAACUCCGGAGCGGUUCACGCUGAGCAAAGGCAGCAUACAGUGUCUCUGCAAAGGCAGCAUACAGUGUCUCUCACUCCAGCUGUUGACGGUUUGCACGACAGCAAAAGCAGCGUUUCGAACGCUGCUGCAUAUACUUCGAGAAGCACUCGCAGCGGCCUCAGGAGUGCCCGCCGCGUCAGCAGCAGCGGCCACCACUGCCCAGCAGCUAAUGCCACCCACGAAGAGCCAAGGCUACUCCCACAAAAGGUAGAAAGCCCCAGCCGGCACUGUGGAUCCAGCAAUCAGCAUCAAAAGCCACAAACGGCGUCCCCACGCAGCAGCUGCCGUGUUCUGCGCAGCCGUAUUAGACACCCGGAAGCUGCAGCAGCAGUUAGAGAAACCGAGGCAGCUCUGUCGCUGAGCCUUAUAAAGGAGAGCCCCCUCCCAGCUGAAGCACCAUUCUGUGGGGCUCCUCCUGCAACGGUAGGGGUGGAUGAACCCGGGCUGCCCGCUUCUCCCGAUACACUGUCCAUGGAACCAGCGGAUGCUGAAGAAGCUGCUCCUGACUGUCCCUCCAACUGCCGUCGCAGCAACAGCAGCGCCAGAGAGUCCAAUGGUUGCCCAGAGCACUCCGAAAUACCCUCCGUGGGUGGCUGCGCUGGCACGCCCUUCAUGAAAAGGUCAGUGCAAUUGACUUCUUUGCCGCACAAAGAAUACAAACAGGAAGGAGAUUGUGAGGAAGAGGAGCUGCGCGAGCAGCAGCGACGACGUCAGCGACUGCCCCUAGCAGCCAGUAGCCGUAACUUGCGAGGAAACUAUGAGGAAACCGGAAGACGCACCUCAGUUGCAGAAUCGGAUUCAAGAACCGUCGGAAGCAGCGGGGCAACGACUGGACCCGCUGCAGAAUCAUGGAAUAUCAAUCAGGAAGAUCAAGAGUGCGCCCACCAGCAUCGCGAGAGCGAUGCCUCAGCACUGCCGCUUGAAACGGCCCCACUGAUUCUCGAAGACUUCAGAGAGUUGCUGGUGUCCUCACUAUGCCGGGCGAAGCAACAAGACGAUAAGAACCAACCUCAGACACGAAGGGUGACAGCAGCGGCCAUACUCGCUGCCUCUAGCAACAGCAAAAGCAAUAGCAGCACGUACAAUACGCCGAGCAAAUCAUCGCACGAUGCAUGCAACCGAAAGUUCCGUUCUGUACGCUCUGCUGCUGCUGCAGUGGCGGCUGCAACAGCAGCCCGACUCCAGGCGCAAAGCGCGGGGAGCCCAGAAGACUUUAAAGAAGACGUCGAAGCAGCAGCAGCCGAAAUAGCGAAAAAUAUCAGCUGGAACGAGAAGCGACGCAGCUACGCAGCAAAGAUCAGGGGAGUGUCACAGCCUGUCUGGUUUGCUGCCAAGAGGAGGGGCGUCCCACAGGCUCUUCAAGCUGCGGCAGACCUCCUCAUCGGAGAGGUACAUCGGCGCAGGCCAACGCAGUUGGGUGGACUAUAG